AUGAGUUGUACCGAAUCUUACAUUGGUUCUUCUAGUCCACCCACCACUUAUCCACAUUAUGCUGACUGGUCAUCGUCCGGUGGUUACAUUUCCACCUCGGUAACACCUUAUCCACCAACCUCAUCAUAUGGUCAUCAAUUACCUCCACCAAGCACUUCACAUUGGAUUACAAAUGCUACAGCUAAUUAUGGUCAAAAUCAAUCGACAACUAAUGCUAAUCCUAUCCAACAAUCUCAUUCAACUACUUCUACCACUGCUACUACUGCUGCUACGGUUGCAGCUGCAGCUGCAGCUGCUACAAUUGCUGCAAGCACCGCAAAUACAUAUAAAUGGAUGCAUAUUAAACGUACCGUCACUAAAUCAUCAGUACCAAAACGACGUGUAGUAGAGGAUACGAAUGCGAUACGUACAAAUUUUACCACUCAUCAAUUAACAGAACUUGAAAAAGAAUAUUACACAUCGAAAUAUUUAAAUCGAACAAGGCGAGCCGAAAUCGCAUCAAUCCUACAACUAAAUGAAACUCAAGUAAAAAUAUGGUUUCAAAAUCGUCGAAUGAAAGAGAAAAAACGACAAAAAGAGCAAGCUUUCCUGGCACGUGGUGGUAUACCGUUGACACCAUGCAAAGCACCUCCACAACAGAGAACAAUUAAUAGGGAUGGUACCACCUGGUCCUCCGAAUCGUCUUCUGGUACUCCCAACGAUUCACCAAAACUAAUACCACCAUCUCUAUGA
Brugia malayi is the source of this 732-nucleotide messenger RNA. RefSeq names its product Homeobox domain containing protein (gene Bma-ceh-13). Gene Ontology annotation, cellular component: nucleus. NCBI's taxonomy places the organism in Eukaryota, Metazoa, Nematoda, Chromadorea, Rhabditida, Onchocercidae. The record is from RefSeq and is a predicted model, not a curated record. Gene Ontology annotation, biological process: regulation of transcription by RNA polymerase II. Gene Ontology annotation, molecular function: DNA-binding transcription factor activity, RNA polymerase II-specific; RNA polymerase II cis-regulatory region sequence-specific DNA binding. The coding region runs from base 1 to 732 and encodes 243 amino acids. The transcript is spliced from 3 exons.